Messenger RNA from Pseudonaja textilis, 1733 nucleotides. The record is from RefSeq and is a predicted model, not a curated record. Lineage: Eukaryota; Metazoa; Chordata; Lepidosauria; Squamata; Elapidae.
CCCCGGGGACGUGUUUUCGAAUCCAGCUGAGGAUCUGGAAAAACUUCAAGGGGAGACCGAAUUCAAAAAGGACCACCAUGGCUGGCAUAAAAACAGCGAGCGGCGAGUAUAUAGAUGACUCCUGGGAACUCAGGGUCUUCGUGGAGGACCUGGGACCUGAAGCAGACCCCAUCACGCUCCGAGUCACCGGGAACCUGCAUAUAGGAGGCAUCAUGUUACAGAUUGUGGACAAAUUAAAACUUCAGAAGGACUGGUCGGAUCACGCCUUGUGGUGGGAGCAGAAGAAACUUUGGCUACUGAAGACAAACUGGAGCCUGGAUAAAUACGGGAUCCUGGCCGACGCCAAACUCCACUUUACACCCCAGCACAAACCGGUGAUCCUUUUCCUGCCCAACCAUUGCACCGUCCGCGUCAGAGCUAAUUUCGCCCAGCCCGUCUUCCGCACCGUGUGCGAUCUCUGCAGGCUACUCGCCAUCCGUCACCCGGAAGAGCUGUCCCUGCUGCGGGCGCCGGAAGAGAAGGACAAACGGAAGCAGAAGGAGAAAGAGGAGACCACGGCUCGGAGUUAUGACCUCACCAGCGUCCGGCUACCAGCAAGUGCAGAGCAACAGACUUUCCGUGGGAUGCCUGCUCACUUUUCAGACAGCGCCGAAACCGAGGCUUGCUACCGGAUGCUGUCGGUCAGCCAGACUAGCCUGACUCCCGAGCAGAUCGUCCGAAUGCACCGGCCGGUAUCCCUUGUGGAAAAAACUAAGAUCAACGGCAGGUGGCUGGAUUCGUCCCGCACUUUGCUACAACAAGAAGUAAAGGAACACGAGUGUUUAUGGCUGCGCUUCAAGUAUUACAGCUUUUUUGAUCUGGAGCCAAAGUACGACGCGGUCAGAAUCAACCAGCUGUACGAACAGGCCCGCUGGUCGGUGCUGCUGGAGGAGACCGAUUGCACGGAGGAAGAGAUGGUCGUCUUCGCCGCCUUACAAUAUCGCAUCAACCAGCUCUCCUUGAACGCCACCCCUGUGGAGCAGUCCAGCGAAUCUGGCCUGGAUGACUUAGACAAAGCUUUGGCUAACUUGGAGGUCAAACUGGAAGGCUCAGCCCCAGCUCCAAGUCUUUUGGUAAGGACCAUCUUCUUCACAGGACACCAUUUUGUUUGUCCUUCCAGGCCCCGCAAGCUGACCCUGAAAGGUUAUAAGCAGUACUGGGUGACUUUCAAAGAAACCACCAUCUCGUACUUCAAGAGCCCAGAAGACGCGUUGGGAGAACCUGUCCAACAGCUCAACCUGAAAGGCUGCGAAGUGGUGCCAGAUGUCAACAUCUCUGGCCAGAAAUUCUGCAUCAAGUUGCUGGUCCCUUCUCCUGAUGGAAUGAGCGAAAUACACCUGAGAUGUGUGGAUGAGCAGCAAUACGCCAGUUGGAUGGCCGGCUGCCGUUUGGCAGCGAAGGGGAAGACCAUGGCGGACGCGUCCUACCAAGCCGAAAAGGAGAACAUUCUCUCCUUCCUGAAGCUGCAAAAGACCAACCCAGAAAUGUCCCUCACCGCAGAGACGGAGGGGACCCAAUGGCUGGUGUCUCCUCGCUACCAGAAGAAAUUCAAACCUAAGCAGUUAACCCCCCGCAUCCUUGAGGCCUAUCAGAACGUCUCUCAGCACUCCCUGGCUGAGGCCAAGAUGAAAUUUAUCCAGGCCUGGCAGUCCCUCCCCGAUUUCGGCAUCUCCUACUUCGUGGUCAGCUUGUAG